Asparagus officinalis (garden asparagus) is the source of this 483-nucleotide messenger RNA. RefSeq lists its product as uncharacterized. Lineage: Eukaryota; Viridiplantae; Streptophyta; Magnoliopsida; Asparagales; Asparagaceae. The record is from RefSeq and is a predicted model, not a curated record. The coding region runs from base 1 to 483 and encodes 160 amino acids. The transcript has a single exon.
AUGACCGUCGUUGAAGAGGAGCGGGUGGCUAACGAGAGGAGUGCAUCGCAUCGUCUUGGUUCCGUUCAAGGCCAUGUUGUCAUUCAACGCGAUAGAGUUCAAGGUCAUAAUAGACUUUAUCGUGACUAUUUCGCUGAGGAGCCCGUUUAUGGUCCACGACUAUUUCGAAGGCGGUUUCAAAUGCAUCGUCCACUUUUCCUCCGAAUUGCAUCUGUGGUGGAAGAUUUUGAUCCUUACUUUGUCCAAAGAAGGAAUGCUGCAGGUAAUCUUGGUUUACCAUCCCUUCAAAAAAUAACAGCCGCAAUGCGGAUGCUUGCUUAUAGAGUAUCUGCAGAUUUUGUGGAUGAUUACGUGCUGAUUGGUGAAAGCACGACUAUUGAAAGUGUUAAAAGUUUUGUCAAGGUCGUUGUUGCGAUUUUCGUCGAUGAUUAUUUGAGGUCACCAAACAAUGACGAUAUCAAAAAGAUUGCUAGAGAUUGGUGA